This is a messenger RNA of Aethalodelphis obliquidens (Pacific white-sided dolphin), 2046 nucleotides long. It is a transcript of the gene APLF, whose product is annotated as aprataxin and PNKP like factor. Gene Ontology annotation, biological process: double-strand break repair. The transcript has 10 exons. Bases 194 to 1729 code for a protein of 511 amino acids. NCBI's taxonomy places the organism in Eukaryota, Metazoa, Chordata, Mammalia, Artiodactyla, Delphinidae. The record is from RefSeq and is a predicted model, not a curated record. Gene Ontology annotation, cellular component: site of double-strand break; nucleus. Gene Ontology annotation, molecular function: protein binding; DNA-(apurinic or apyrimidinic site) endonuclease activity; 3'-5' exonuclease activity.
CUGAGUGGAGGGGCGGGACUCCGUACCCGCGCUGGGGCCCCAGCUCCGCGCGGCCUGGUCACACUCAGGGGCAGUCUUUGCUCCACCUCCCCCUGUGUUUUCCGGGGGCCUGCGUAGGCCCGGCGCCCGUCCAUGGAAGGCGGAAACGGCUGCGGGGUCCGGCUCCUCGCGAAGGAGUCUAAUCCUCGCGGCCAUGUCCCGGGUCUUCGAGCUGCAGCCGCAGGACGGCGGCCCCCGGGUGGCCCUGGCGCCGGGGGAGACGGUGGUCGGCCGCGGGCCGCUGCUGGGAAUAACAGAUAAGAGAGUGUCCAGAAGACAUGCCAUUCUUGAAGUGGUGGGUGGUCAGCUUCGAAUCAAACCGAUACAUACAAAUCCGUGCUUUUAUCAGUCUUCUGAGAAGAGCCAGCUCUUACCAUUGAAGACAAAUCUAUGGCACUGGUUGAAUCCUGGAGAUAGUUUCUCUUUAUUAGUUGACAAAUACAUUUUUCGUGUUUUGUCUACACAUUCUGAAACGGAAGUGGAAUGUACUUUAAGAAACAGUCACAUACAUGAUGAAGAUGAUAUAUUGAGUGAAACACCAAAAUCUUCCUCGAUUGAUUUGCCUGAUGAGACACCUGAUGCCCCACAGCUGGAAAGAAGCACAGAAAUAGGAAAGACCCAGACCGCUGCAAAUAGUGUGUCUUUCCUAGAUGAAAGUAGAGACUUGAGUAAGCAACAGCCAAACCCUUCCCAGAGGAAAAGAAUCCUUCCAGCGUGGAUGUUAACAGAAAAUCUAAGUGAUCAGAACCUUUCAGUACCAGUCAUCAGUGGAGAUAAUAAUGUAAUCCAAGAAAGUGGAAAAGAAGGAAUCUGCAAAGACAAAACCCAAGUAAACAUCACACAGCAAGGAAGAAAGCGAUUAAUUUCAUCAGGAAGUACAGAAAGUAUAUCAGCAGAGCAAGACACAGGAAAAAAGUGCAAAAAUGCUGACCAGGAAGAGUCUGUCAUUUCAUCCAAGGAAAUGUCACAGUCAUUUUCUGCAAUCACGUUAGAUAACACAGAGGUAAAUAACAUGAAGACUAAUGCACAGAGAAAUGAAAUCCCAGCAGAGGAACUUGGUAAGGUUCCUGAACAUAAAAUCACCACUAAGGGAACACCAAAUAAAGACAGCAAGGCGAGGAGUUGUUCUGAGAGUUGUUUGAGUGCCCAAGGCAAGUCCUUCCAUGACGAGCCUGAAAGAUCUCAUCCUGAGUCUGGCUCUGAUCCCUCCAAUCCUGAAACUUUGCAUGCAAAGGCAGCUGAUUCAGUUCCACAGGGUUCUGAAGAAAACAAGGUCAAGAGGACAUCCUGCAUGUAUGGGGCAAACUGCUACAGGAAGAAUCCUGUCCAUUUUCAACAUUUCAGUCACCCUGGUGAUAGUGAUUAUGGAGGUGUACACAUCACGUGUCAAGGUGAGGCUGAUGACCGGCCUGAAUGUCCCUAUGGAGCAUCUUGUUAUAGGAAGAAUCCCCAGCACAAGAUAGAAUAUAGACAUAGUACAUUUCCAGUGAGAAACAUUUCAGAUGAAGAUGACAGUGUUGGCCAACCCAGUGAGUACAACCUGCAUGACAGCAUUACAGAUGAUGAGGGAGAAGAAUAUGAGCCAACAGAUGAAGAUUCCGACUGGGAACCAGGACAGGAAGACCUAGAAAAGGAAGAUGUGGAAGGGCUUUUGAAAGAAGCGAAAAAGUUCAUGAAAAGAAAAAAGUAACUCUCCUCUGCAGUAAUAUAUGGCUCAUAUUUACCAUUUCUUUGUGGAAAAAUAAUUCAGGAACCACGGAAGCACUUAAGUGAUAAUUGUUUUCCUUCUUUUUAUAGUUAUGACUUUACUAUUGACUCUUUACAAGUGAAACACUGAAAUGUCAACCUUCAGUGUAGUGGAUGGAAUUUGUUUUGUUGCUUUGCUUUUUCUAUCCUAUUUAAAGCAUCUGGAAAUAAUAAGCAGACAGAGUUAAAAAGAAAUAAUUUGAUAUUUUUCAUGUACUUCGUGUGUUUAUAAUAAAACUAAAAGCCAUAGGUUGCACAAAA